This is a messenger RNA of Puccinia triticina, 1527 nucleotides long. RefSeq lists its product as uncharacterized. The transcript has 14 exons. The record is from RefSeq and is a predicted model, not a curated record. Gene Ontology annotation, biological process: calcium ion transmembrane transport; intracellular calcium ion homeostasis. NCBI's taxonomy places the organism in Eukaryota, Fungi, Basidiomycota, Pucciniomycetes, Pucciniales, Pucciniaceae. Bases 1 to 1527 code for a protein of 508 amino acids. Gene Ontology annotation, cellular component: fungal-type vacuole membrane. Gene Ontology annotation, molecular function: calcium:proton antiporter activity.
AUGUCAUCUGAAAAGGCCCUCGAAGAACCUGAUUCACUCCUUAAAGACUCAGUUCAAAUCAACUCACAUACCGAUGAACAAACAGCCCACCAGAACAACCAAUCGCUUGCACUCCCUCAACCUGCAUCAGCCUCAUCCUCAUCUUUUCCGCAGUCCAACGACCAUCAAGCUCAACCACCCAACUCCCAUUCGAACACUCAUAUCAAUCCAAUCACUGGUCUGAUCCGGAAACAGACCUGGGUCUCGCUCCUCACCCCUGAGAAGAAGCUAUCCGACUCGAAUCCAACCUAUAAACAAUCUUUUGACGCCGUUGUCCGAUCAUCUUGGCUCAAUGUGCUUCUGGUUUUCAUUCCAAUCUCCUGGAUCCUUCACUUCGCUACCCCUAAUCAGGAUGCUGCCAUUUUCACCACGUGUAUGCUGGCCAUCAUUCCCCUGGCCAAACUACUUGGCUUUGGAACCGAAGAAAUCGCCAUGAGGGUCGGUCAAACUCUCGGAGGACUGCUCAAUGCAACCUUGGGCAACGCGGUCGAAUUAAUUGUCGCCAUCCUGGCUUUAGUUAAAUGUGAAUUGGUAGUGGUACAGUCGUCGCUAUUGGGAUCCAUCCUGAGUAACUUGCUGUUGGUGUUGGGGAUGUGCUUUUUCGCGGGAGGCGUUCGAUUCUCCGAACAAGCGUUUUCCAUUACGGCUGCUCAACUCAACUCCUCCCUCUUGAUCAUGAGCGUGAUUGCAAUACUGAUCCCUGCUGGAUUCCACGCGGCUUUCUCCAACCUGAACGACAGUGUGGAGGGGCCAGACGUUUUGAAAAUGAGUCGGGGGAUUUCGGUGAUCUUAUUGAUUAUCUAUGCUGCAUACCUUGUGUUUCAGCUGUGGUCUCAUGCUCAUUUGUACACCCAAACUUCAACAUCCUCUAAUGAACAUGAGGGCCACACGACCUGGAGAGGCCACAAGAUUCUACGACCAUCCAACUCCGUUCGAGCUCAACAACCCUUUGCAAUGGCCCGGCCCUCUGGCGAUGGCAGCAGUCACCCGGAACCAAUAGAUGAAGAGGAAGAAGAAGUUCCUUCCCUCAACGCGGUUUCAGCCAUCAUUCUCCUCGGGCUAUCGACAGCUUUAGUCGGUGUCACAUCAGAAUGGCUUGUCGAUAGUAUCAAUGGCAUCACCCGAACGGGCGUGAUUUCGGAGGCUUGGGUUGGGUUGAUCCUUUUACCUAUCGUCGGAAAUGCAGCCGAACAUCUUACUGCCGUUUCUGUCUCUGUAAAAGACAAACUCGAUCUAUCCAUGGCCGUUGCCGUUGGUUCAUCUAUCCAAAUUGCCCUUUUUGUGGUUCCAUUAUUGGUCAUCCUUGGCUGGAUCAUGGACAAACCCUUGACACUAUCACUUUAUUCCUAUCGCUACACUAUACAAGAUGGACGAGCAAACUGGAUAGAAGGUUUCAUCCUCAUGUGUGUUUAUGUGAUCGUGGCCGUUGCUUUUUUCUUUUACCCCUCCAGUGCUGCCGACAUCUCUCUGGGACUCAAGUGUAAUUAA